This is a messenger RNA of Artibeus jamaicensis (Jamaican fruit-eating bat), 2092 nucleotides long. It is a transcript of the gene BCS1L, whose product is annotated as mitochondrial chaperone BCS1. The record is from RefSeq and is a predicted model, not a curated record. The transcript is spliced from 8 exons. Gene Ontology annotation, molecular function: ATP hydrolysis activity; ATP binding. Gene Ontology annotation, cellular component: mitochondrial inner membrane. Gene Ontology annotation, biological process: protein insertion into mitochondrial inner membrane from matrix; mitochondrial respiratory chain complex III assembly. Lineage: Eukaryota; Metazoa; Chordata; Mammalia; Chiroptera; Phyllostomidae. Bases 773 to 2032 code for a protein of 419 amino acids.
UCUGUAUCCAGCUCUGAGCCUCGGUGGAGGUCACUGCUGUCAGUUCAGCGCCCUGCGCGCCAGCCUCCGAGCAAAGUGGCAGUGGAUGGGGGAGGUGUACGAGAAAUCAGCUGGCUUUCUACCCCUUGAGAUCUUACAGUCUAGAAUUAGACUCGGUCACCUUUUUUGCGUGUGUGAAAGAAUUAUGAAAAAUCUCCAUGGAAGUAGCAAAUGGGCAGGACUUUCAAUUGGAGAGAAUAAAUUAGAAUGGGCUUCCGAGUGGAGAGAACUGUUUGAGCCAGGACAUGGUUUGCACAUUCGUUCAACAGGGAGUUGUAGGAGCUAAGCUGUGAAACAGAGGUGGAGGGCUUUCAGCACCAGGCAGAGGUCUGCUGAGACCUCUGGGGUCUGUUGAGAGGUUUGGAGUAGAGAGAGAAAUAGGAUUGAAGCGGAUCUUUAUGAAGAAUGACCUAGACUCUUGUGUAACAGCAGUUUGGUGGAGCAGGAGGUGGAGACUCCCAUUCAAAUGCCAUUUCAAGAACUAAAGUUAAUUUUAAAGAGACAGAUGGGAGGUAUUGAAGGGUUAAAGAAGGACAUCAGGAACUGAGCGUGUAAAGGAGAGGAUAUUUGAAGGUCAUUACUCAUGGUAACAAGGCAUGACAGUUACAAGAGAUCAAUGGAAGAGAAUGGCUUCAUCCUCUGCUAUCUGGCCAGUGUGCCCCUUUGUAUUUCAGCUGGUCCCAGGUUUUGAAAAUGCCUCAGGUCUUGUAAGGUUCUUUGUUUCCCUUUCAAGAUGCCCCUCUCAGACUUUGUCCUGGCCCUGAAGGACAACCCCUACUUUGGGGCUGGAUUUGGCCUGGUAGGUGUGGGUACAGCCCUGGCCUUGGCCCGGAAGGGUGCCCAGCUGGGCCUGGUGGCAUUCCGGCGCCAUUACAUGAUCACACUGGAAGUCCCUGCUCGGGACAGGAGCUAUGCCUGGUUGCUUAGCUGGCUCACCCGCCACAGUACCCGGACCCAGCACCUCAGUGUUGAGACCUCGUAUCUUCAGCAUGAAAGUGGCCGCAUCUCCACUAAGUUUGAAUUUGUCCCCAGCCCUGGAAACCACUUUAUCUGGUAUCAGGGGAAAUGGAUCCGAGUGGAGCGAAGCCGAGAAAUGCAGAUGAUAGACCUGCAGACGGGUACUCCUUGGGAAUCUGUUACCUUCACAGCUCUGGGCACUGACCGCAAGGUUUUCUUCAACAUCCUGGAGGAAGCUCGAGAGCUAGCCUUGCAGCAGGAGGAAGGGAAGACCUUGAUGUACACAGCCAUGGGCUCCGAAUGGCGACCCUUUGGGUAUCCACGCCGGCGGCGGCCACUGAAUUCUGUGGUUCUAGAACAGGGUCUGGCUGAGCGAAUUAUCAGAGAUGUCCGGGAAUUCAUUGAUAACCCCAAGUGGUACACUGACAGAGGCAUUCCCUACAGACGUGGCUACCUGCUUCAUGGGCCCCCUGGUUGUGGAAAGAGCAGUUUUAUCACAGCCCUGGCUGGGGAGCUGGAGCACAGCAUCUGCCUGCUGAGCCUCACAGACUCCAGCCUGUCCGAUGACCGGCUCAACCACCUGCUGAGUGCAGCCCCGCAGCAGAGCCUGGUGCUCCUGGAGGACGUGGAUGCUGCCUUUCUCAGUCGAGACCUGUCUGUGCAGGACCCAGUAAAGUACCAAGGUCUAGGUCGUCUCACCUUCAGUGGGUUGCUCAAUGCCUUGGAUGGUGUGGCUUCCACUGAGGCCCGCAUUGUGUUCAUGACUACCAACCACGUUGACAGAUUGGACCCUGCCCUGAUACGCCCAGGGCGAGUAGACCUGAAGGAGUAUGUGGGCUACUGCUCACAGUGGCAGCUGGCCCAGAUGUUCCAGAGGUUCUAUCCAGGGCAAGCACCUUCAUUGGCAGAGACCUUUGCAGAGUGUGUCCUUCAAGCCACAACACAGAUCAGUCCUGCCCAGGUGCAGGGCUACUUUAUGAUGUAUAAAAAUGACCCUAAUGGUGCAAUUCACAAUGCUGAGUCCCUGAGGAGGUGACAGCUAGGCUGUGCUCAGCUCUCCUCAAGGGGAUCAAUAAACGCCUGUCACCCUACUCUG